Thelazia callipaeda (thelaziosis nematode) is the source of this 1170-nucleotide messenger RNA. The record is from the annotation of a GenBank genome assembly. Lineage: Eukaryota; Metazoa; Nematoda; Chromadorea; Rhabditida; Thelaziidae.
AUGUCAGUCGUGGGCUUUGAUUUUGGCAAUGUAAACAGCUUCAUCGCUGUCGCGCGUCAAGGUGGUAUUGAAACUAUCACUAAUGACUAUUCGUUACGUGCUACACCGUCAUGUGUGGCUUUUACUUCUAGAGGACGAGUGAUGGGUGUUGCUGCACGGCAACAGUUGAAUACCAACAUCAGAAAUACUAUCAUUAAUUUCAAACAUUUGCUGGGCCGGAAAUUCACCGAUCCAGUCACACAGAAAUAUAGGAAUUUCAUACCAUGCGAUAUGAUUCAGUUGCCGAAUGAUGAUAUUGGAUUGAAGAUAGAAUAUUUCAAUGAAGAACGUAUAUUGACACCGGAGCAAGUAGUGGCAAUGUUUUUAGUCAAACUGAAAGACAUCACAGAAAAUAAUUCUCCAGGCAUCAGAGUCGUGGCAGACUGUGUUAUUUCGGUCCCAUUCUAUUUCGCUGAUGUCCAGCGUCGUGCUUUGCUGACAGCUGUGCGAAUAGCUGGCUUGAAUUGCUUACAAAUUUUCAACGAAACUACAGCUGUAGCUCUCGCAUAUGGCAUAUAUAAACAAGAUCUACCAGCAGAAAAUGAAUCUCCAAGGAUUGUGGCAUUUGUUGACAUAGGACAUUCUGCUGCGCAGGCUACUCUUGUUGCGUACAACAAGAGUAAACUUGUUAUGCUUGGUUCUACCUAUGAUCUCGAAGUUGGUGGUCUAGCUUUCGACGACAUUAUACGAGAUUACUUUUGCAAGCUAUUUCGUGAAAAUUAUAAAAUUGAUGCGUCAAGUAACAAACGAGCUUGGUACCGGCUUUUGGAUGAAUGUGAAAAGAUUAAAAAACAGAUGUCAACCAAUAGCACGGCAAUACCGUUAAAUAUUGAAUGUUUUAUGAAUGAUAUGGAUGUCACUGGAAAAAUGCAACGUUCUCAGUUUGAGGAGCUUGCUGAACCACUUUUGGAUAGAGUACGUAUUUUACUAACAAACUUGUUGAAAGAAUGCGGAAAAAAGGCGGAAGAAAUAGAAUCAGUUGAAUUAAUUGGUGGUACAUCUCGGAUUCCAGCCAUUAAAAGAAUUACAGCUGAAGUAUUUGGUAAAGAACCGAAAACCACAAUGAAUCAGGAUGAAGCUGCAGCCCGAGGUGAAACUGUUAAAAAAUUUUUGAUUUGUUUUAAGUUUUGA